AUGACGACCCUAAGAGCUGCCUCAAGGCGGCUGCUCACCCCAAGGCUGUUUUUAUCCUGGAAGCCACAAGCGUCUUCCAUCCAAGUACGUCCUGUGCUUGCUAGUGGCCAUAUCACAUCACGUUUCCCAGCGCCAUGCGCUAUUCGCCAUAGCUCGCACUCCCCAUUGGGAGGAGCACCGGCCAGCUCGCGGAAAAUGAUAACCGUGCAAACCUUACGGAACCUUCAUAAGAAGGGGGAGCCUAUUACAAUGCUCACCGCGCACGACUUCCCGAGCGCGUAUGCUGCUGAAGCUGCCGGGAUGGAAGUGAUCCUCGUUGGCGACAGUCUAGCAAUGGUAGCGUUAGGCAUGCAUGAUACCAGCGAAAUAACGCUCGAAGACAUGUUGCUGCACUGCCGGAGUGUUGCUCGGGCGGCCCAGACUGCAUUCACAGUUGGAGACAUGCCUAUGGGGUCUUAUGAAGUGUCUCCAGAGCAAGCUCUUCAAUCGGCGAUUCGAAUUGUCAAAGAGGGCCGCGUUCAAGCGGUUAAGCUCGAAGGUGGGGAAGAAAUGGCCCCAACAAUCAAGCGCAUCACAUCAGCCGGGAUCCCGGUCGUAGCGCAUAUUGGGCUUACGCCUCAACGCCAAAAUGCCCUUGGAGGGUUCAGAGUUCAAGGAAAGUCCACGGCCGGCGCGUUGAAACUGUUGACAGAUGCGCUUGCUGUGCAGGAGGCCGGUGCGUUUAUGAUGGUCUUGGAGGCAGUGCCCGCCGAGAUUGCCAGCAUCAUCACGCAAAAACUCAAGGUGCCAACCAUUGGUAUUGGAGCCGGUAACGGCUGCUCCGGACAAGUUCUGGUUCAGAUCGAUAUGGCCGGAAAUUUCCCGCCUGGCCGGUUCCUACCUAAGUUUGUCAAGAAAUACGCCGACGUCUGGGCCGAGACAGUCAAAGGUAUUGAGCAAUACCGGACUGAGGUGAAAAGCCGGGCGUAUCCUUCCGAGCAGUACACUUACCCUGCUCCCGAGGAGGAUGUCGCUGAGUUCCGACGAAUUGUUGACGAGAUACCCGAAAAGAAGUGA
Aspergillus calidoustus is the source of this 1056-nucleotide messenger RNA. Lineage: Eukaryota; Fungi; Ascomycota; Eurotiomycetes; Eurotiales; Aspergillaceae. The record is from the annotation of a GenBank genome assembly.